AGUCGUGUUGUUAUCAGCCUCCUUUCCUUUAUAAGGCGUCUCCUCUCACCCUUCCUUCCCACUCCUAUCCAAUCCAUUUGGAUCGAUCGAUCGAUCGAUCGAUCGAUUCCGAAUCCCCUAGAGCUUUCCAUAAUCCCCUUGUUAGAGGAUUUGUCAGGCGAUUUGGACGGAGGCCUCUGAGGGAUUCGUGUCGGAAGGUGGUCGUUUGUGGUUUGGGAUGGCGAUCUCGAAUGCGGAAGGGGAGUCGGCAGCUAAGGAGGGCGGAGGGGGGAGGAAGCGGAAGCGCCGGGAGGAGCCGUCGCUGGCCAAGUGGAGGACGCAGGGGGAGCAGAGGACCUACUCCACCAAGCUCAUAGAGGCCCUCCGCCGCGUCCGCCGUUCGCCUCCGGCGGGGGCGACCGCAACCACGCACCACGCGCGGAGCCGUGCCGUCAGGGAGGCGGCGGACCGGGCUCUUGCGGUUGCGGCGCGCGGCCGGACGCGGUGGAGUCGCGCGAUCCUCUCCGGGCGGACGCUCAAGCGCAGGAUCCGGCCGAGUUGCUUCCGGCCGAAGCCCGUCGGCUCCUCGGCCGCCGCCCGGGCGGCGGCCGAGAGGGGCAAGCCGGUGACCCUGGAGAAGAAGGCGAGGGUCCUGGGCCGGCUGGUCCCCGGCUGCCGGAAGCUGUCGCUGCCGACGUUGCUGGAGGAGGUGUCGGACUACAUCGCGGCGCUCGAGAUGCAAGUGCGGACCAUGAGUGCCAUCGCCGACGUUCUCUCCGCCGCGUCAUCGGCGCCAGCAGCGGAGCCGAUGUGAGGCCAAGGCGACGGUUGGAGGUCCUCAUCUUCUACUCUUCCUAUUCUUGUUGGUUUUUUUUAUCCCUCUUAAUCUCCUUAGAAUUCAUGAUGUAAUUUGUUGUACAUUUUUAUUAGUAUCAUCUACUUUUGUUUGUUAUC
Messenger RNA from Musa acuminata AAA Group (dessert banana), 933 nucleotides. RefSeq names its product transcription factor bHLH148-like. Bases 218 to 793 code for a protein of 191 amino acids. The transcript has 2 exons. Gene Ontology annotation, biological process: regulation of DNA-templated transcription. Gene Ontology annotation, molecular function: protein dimerization activity. Lineage: Eukaryota; Viridiplantae; Streptophyta; Magnoliopsida; Zingiberales; Musaceae. The record is from RefSeq and is a predicted model, not a curated record.